CUUUGUGUGUGAAGAAGAAGAGUAGCCCAGGGUGGCUAGCUGGCAGUGGUCUAGGUAUGAUAGUGAACUGACAGUAAUGGUAACUUGGCCGCAGUAGUUAGUGAGUUACCAGAAAGUGUUUGGAAUCUCAAAGGUGUAAUUGUAGAGCACAAAACCUCACCGGGUGGCCUGUGUAGAGUGUGGGCAAAGCCGGAAAACGUUACGGACCCCGAACCUUUGGUAUCUGACAACCGCUGGUUAGCUAGCAUUAGCUGGCUAGCUGGGGAGCUCCCGAAAAGUAACGUCAGGAUUUGUUUCAUAUAGUCAUGUCGGCGGCCGGAGACUUCGGAAACCCCUUAAGAAAAUUUAAGUUGGUCUUUCUCGGGGAGCAGAGUGUGGGAAAGACUUCACUGAUUACCAGGUUCAUGUAUGACAGCUUCGACAACACUUACCAAGCCACAAUAGGAAUAGACUUCCUGUCAAAAACCAUGUACCUUGAAGACAGAACAAUCAGGUUGCAGUUGUGGGACACGGCGGGGCAAGAGCGAUUUCGUAGCCUCAUCCCAAGUUACAUCAGAGACUCUGCCGCUGCUGUUGUAGUGUAUGACAUCACAAACGUCAACUCCUUCCAGCAAACCACUAAAUGGAUUGAUGAUGUGAGAACGGAGAGAGGAAGUGAUGUCAUUAUCAUGUUGGUGGGAAAUAAGACAGACCUUGCUGACAAAAGACAGAUAACCACAGAGGAGGGAGAACAGAGAGCAAAAGAGAUGAAUGUUCUGUUUAUUGAAACAAGUGCAAAGACAGGCUACAAUGUCAAACAGCUUUUCCGUCGGGUGGCAGCUGCUCUUCCUGGCAUGGAUACCACACAGGACAAGAGUAGAGAGGACAUGAUUGACAUUAAGCUGGAGAAGCCACCAGAGCUACCUGCCAGUGAGGGAGGCUGUUCCUGCUAAUGCCCGCUUAUUUCACAGCUAAAUAUUUCUCUUACUGGCUUUUUCUCAAACCCAGUCGGUUUUUCUCUAUCUGAACCCUUCACUGUACCCACGUCUGUUCCCCAGCCUGAAAGAGAACACUAGAUCCAUUAUCCUCGCCGUGGUGGAAUUCUGCUCUCUCUCAUCAGGAUGCUCUAAAUUGAAUAUUUGCACUGUAACACACAUACAUUGAAACAGUAUUCACAGCUGGAGCUCAGGCUUCUUUACUGAGCUUCUGCUGUCUGUCAUUUCAAGCCGACAAAAAAGACGACAGGAGAGUAACGAGGCAUGGCUAGUUUGUGUCUAAGGAUGACUUUUGUACCAAACUGAAAGAAAGAAGAAGAUAUUGAAUCAAAGUAUGUGUUUAAGAGUGAGAAUAUUCUUUAAAAUUUCAAAUAUCUCUUUAAUCUUACCAAGCACAAUGUGGAUGUUUUGUAAAUUUCUUGGUUAACAUAAUGUGUACUGUUGCCAUUGAUUGCCACAAAUUCAUUCAUUAUUUGUCAUCAAAGAGAGUUCUGUUUAUUUUUUUCAUCUGGAAUAAUGCAUGGAAACGUUGUAGUAAAACAGUCGGUACAUCUCAGUGUUGGCAUGCAUACUGUAUACAUCCUCGGUGCAGCUGAAGUUGGACGUGGCAGCCAUGAGCUUAUUUUAAACUGAUUGCGUGAUUUUGCGGUACUUUCACCAGCAGAGUCACAGCUCUCCCCAAUAUGUACCAGCAUGACAUGACGAGUCAUUACACGGUCACACACUACCACAUGGUCUCAGACUGACAUAAGCACAAGACACUUACUACAAGAACAUCACUGUCACUGCACCAUUCACAUUACCGUCCUUUCCUCUCUUCCCACACUUGUCCCUUGAGAUGGGUUAUUUUUUACCUUGGCUUUGAUUUUCUAUCACCUCUUUAUUUGGAUAGAUCUUUAAUUUUUUUCCCCUAAGGACUACAGGUAUCAUAGAUUAAAACUAUUCCAUUGAUAAUAGUGUUUUGAGGAGGAUUUUUCAUAUAAUAAGAGUCAUAAUCAUAAAAUCCAGAUUUAGAUAUCGAGAGCUAUGCCUAUUGGAGUUUGAUUGUAGAGGGCUUCCUUGGCUUUGGGUUUAUUUAGUUAGGUUUGGGAUGAUGUUUUAUGAACACUUUAAAGACUUUUGCUUGUUUUUAUUUUUUGGCAGUGAUCUUUUGUUAGUGAUUAUUCUAAAUGUGUAUUUAAUCCACAAUGACUUGUAAUAUUUAUUUCUAUUGGAUUCAUGUUUCUUUUUUAUGGCUGUUAAUAUCUUCACUUGUGGUAUGAGUUCUGAAUCGCUAAUAAAAUAUGCAUUCAUCUGGACCACCUUUAACAGACUCAGUAGAGAGCAUCUGCUGUUCCUCUACCACCUCUGAAUGGCAAGUGGCUCGUACUGAUAAUACCGUGCAAUUUUUUGUGUGAACUUUUGGAGGAGAGUCCAGUUUGUAUAGUAUAGUAGUCCUUAACGUUUCUGUCUGGAAUGGUUUUAAAUGAAAGAAUAAAAGUACACUGGUCACUGUUGGUGGAAUUCAUUUAUGUCUUAUUGACAGAUUUGGAUUCAAUGAUUUGUAUGCUGUUUUUUCAAUAACUGAAUUAAAAAUCAAAGAUGAAAUACU
This is a messenger RNA of Scatophagus argus, 2565 nucleotides long. It is a transcript of the gene rab6a, whose product is annotated as RAB6A, member RAS oncogene family. Lineage: Eukaryota; Metazoa; Chordata; Actinopteri; Scatophagidae. The transcript is spliced from 8 exons. Gene Ontology annotation, molecular function: GTP binding; GTPase activity. The record is from RefSeq and is a predicted model, not a curated record. Bases 306 to 932 code for a protein of 208 amino acids.